This is a messenger RNA of Clonostachys rhizophaga, 1131 nucleotides long. The record is from the annotation of a GenBank genome assembly. Lineage: Eukaryota; Fungi; Ascomycota; Sordariomycetes; Hypocreales; Bionectriaceae.
AUGAGUAAUGCUCUUCUGGAUGAUUCUAGCCAGUGGCUGGAUGAUGGUGAUGACUUCGAUGUCUCGGCUCUUAUAGCUGCCGAGAGUCAACGUCAUGCGCCAAGCCAACGCUCUUCCAAAUGUCCCGCCUAUACCAUAAACUGGACGCUGUGUUCAAAAAAAAACCGACUAAAUAAGCUUACAGGAAAUGCAGUACAGAAUAUCCAAGACUAUCCCAGCGUUUAUUGGGAGACCAGCCUAGGCUCAGAGAUUGACGCGAUAGUGAGAGGAAAGGGUUUAGGAAAUAACUACGAGCCUGACGAAACUCAAAUCACCAUGACGAUCAAUGCGCGAGGCGAAGACGACGUCCCGAAACGGUAUACAGGUCUCAAUAUCAGUUGGAGCCAAAUCGAUGACCAAAUUGAAAGCUGGUCUGACCUUGUACAUAAGGGGAGGAAGCUCACUGUUAAGAUCAUCUUUAUAUAUAAAGAGACAGGUCAGCAUAUAGCAGCGAAGCGCAGCGGAAGAAGUGCAACAGCAGCUCAACUUAGUGAGAGAGCUUCCAUCCAGAACCGCGAAGGUUCCACAGAUGAGGUACCAAUCUGGGAACGCGUAUACGACCUCCUUGAAUGUCCUGGAGCUGGGUGUGAUGUAGGUCCAUACUGCUGGCGUAAUCCAGAUACUGGCACUCGCCAUGCAGUAGCAACCAAUAUCUUGUUGAAAAUUGUCGACUAUGUUGAAAAGGGCGGCAAAUUUAAUGAGCAUAGCGACCUUCCUAAACACUAUCGGAACGAAAUUCUGAAUCCACCAACAAAGCGGAAGCAGGGCGAUGUGCCACAGAUUAAUAUCACCAAUGUGAUACCCGGGGCCGAGUCGGCACCUCCAGCCAAGAGGGUUAAGAUUGAAGGCCAUCGGGAUAACGCUGUACGCCAGUAUCGCGAUUGGCAUUGCAGCCAGGUGGGCGAUGAGAGCUGGAAAAAGGACUUCCAUGCUAUUGCUGAUCUCACAUUGCGGGCACGACUUACUCUUGAGCGGAUCUUUGAGGCACAGGAUGAAGAGAUUCGGUUUUUUAUAUCCAAUAAGAUCCCUCGUGGUAUUGCGCACCAGUGGGUUAGUAUGGUGGAUAAGUGGCCUGAUAGUGAGCAAGUUUAG